Perca flavescens (yellow perch) is the source of this 4585-nucleotide messenger RNA. RefSeq names its product phosphodiesterase 4C, cAMP-specific b (gene pde4cb). Lineage: Eukaryota; Metazoa; Chordata; Actinopteri; Perciformes; Percidae. Gene Ontology annotation, molecular function: 3',5'-cyclic-nucleotide phosphodiesterase activity. The record is from RefSeq and is a predicted model, not a curated record. The transcript is spliced from 18 exons. Bases 257 to 2524 code for a protein of 755 amino acids. Gene Ontology annotation, biological process: signal transduction.
UCCCACAGCUACACUUCCUGUCAUGUGAUCCGGCGGGGCGUCGACGUCACAGUGACGGCCGACCGGGCACGCAGGCACGCAGCGUUGCAUGUUGCAGAGUUUGAAGUCUAAACUAACUAACUAAUCAGCGGCAAUAAAAUGGAAAAGAACCAUAACUGCAGCAGCAUUACCUGACUGACACCUUUAACAGGUCCAGUGGAAUUUCCCUGCAAAGAAAAGACGGCCGCUGCGCUGCUGCAACAAAUAACCAGCACCAAUGUCUCGGCUUGAGGGUCGUCGGGAUUCUGUGCCUGCGGUCCAACAGGCGGUGCGGCGGCGUUUCUCAGGGCCGCUGCUGCUGCCUCCUCUCUGGAGGAGGCACUCCUGCCAGGAGCGCCCAUGUGACAGCCGGCGCCCGUCUAUAACACACGGUCUGCCUCUGGACCGUCUGGAAGUUCUCUACAGACAAGCACUGGCCAGUCAUGAUGAGCAUGGUUUUGAUGUGGAGAAUGGCCUGUCAGUGGGUUGCAGUCCACUGGACUCUCAGACUAGCCCAAGUUCUGGUCUGGUCCUUCAGGCCAACUUCCCACACAGUCAGCGCCGCGAGUCCUUCCUCUACCGCUCCGACUCAGACUUCGACCUUUCGCCCAAAACCAUGUCCCGCAACUCGUCCACUGCCAGCGACCUACAUGGAGAAGACAUGAUAGUGACUCCAUUUGCACAGGUUCUUGCCAGUCUACGAACAGUGAGAAGUAACUUUGCAGUUCUGACACAUCUGCAAGAUCGUGUAACAAACAAGCGGCCGACAUGCAGCAACCAGCCACCCAUGUGUAAGCCAUGUCUUACAGAGGAGCCCUACCAGAAGCUGGCGGUGGAGACACUGGAAGAGCUGGACUGGUGUCUGGACCAACUGGAGACGCUGCAGACGAGACACUCAGUCGGCGAGAUGGCAUCCAAUAAGUUUAAGAGGAUGCUAAACCGUGAGCUGACGCAGCUAUCAGUGACAAGCCGCUCAGGGAAUCAGGUGUCAGAGUACAUCUCCAACACUUUCCUAGAGAAACAGCAUGAUGUGGAGAUCCUGUCUCCACCUUCUAAGGAGGAGAAGAAGAAGAGGCCGAUGUCACAGAUCAGUGGUGUGAAAAAGGUGACACAGAGCCCCAGCUUAGCACCCACCUGCAUCCCCCGCUUUGGAGUGAGCACACCACACGAGAGCCUGCUGGCCCAGGAGGUCGAGGAGAUUAAUCGUUGGGGUCUGGAUGUAUUCAAGAUAGCAGAAUUUUCUGGAAACCGCCCUUUGACGGUGAUCAUGUACUCCAUCUUUCAGGAGAGAGACCUUCUGAAAACCUUUAAGAUCCCAAAUGACACCUUUAUCACCUUAAUGAUGACCCUGGAGGACCACUACCAUGCAGAUGUAGCUUAUCACAACAACAUUCAUGCAGCUGAUGUGGUGCAGUCCACCCACGUCCUCCUGUCCACCCCUGCUUUAGAGGCGGUGUUCACAGACCUGGAGAUCAUGGCUGUUCUGUUUGCUAGUGCCAUCCAUGAUGUCGACCACCCAGGAGUCACCAACCAGUUCCUGAUAAACACCAGUUCAGAGCUGGCACUGAUGUACAACGAUGCCUCGGUGCUGGAGAAUCACCACCUCGCUGUGGGCUUCAAACUGCUGCAAGAAGACAACUGUGACAUCUUCCAAAACCUCAGCAAGAAACAGAAAGACUCCCUCCGAAAGAUGGUGAUCGACAUGGUGCUUGCCACUGAUAUGUCCAAACACAUGAACUUCUUGGCGGAUAUGAAAACAAUGGUGGAGACCAAGAAGGUGACCAGUCUGGGAGUCCUGCUGCUCGACAACUACUCUGAUCGCAUCCAGGUUCUGCAGAACAUGGUACACUGUGCCGACCUGAGCAACCCAACCAAACCGCUGGAGAUUUACCGCCAGUGGACAGACCGCAUCAUGGUGGAGUUCUUCACCCAGGGAGACCGAGAGCGGGACAAAGGCAUGGAGAUCAGUCCCAUGUGUGACAAACACAACGCCUCUAUAGAGAAGAACCAGGUGGGCUUUAUUGACUACGUUGUCCACCCUCUGUGGGAGACAUGGGCGGACUUGGUGCAUCCUGACGCCCAAGACAUCCUGGACACGCUGGAGGACAACAGGGAGUGGUACCAGAGCAUGAUCCCCCGCAGCCCAUCGCCGUCCAGAGGAGGAGGGGACAAGUUCCAGUUUGAACUCACUCUGGAGGAGGAAGAGGAGGAGGAGGAGGAGGGGGAGUCUGACCUGGAGAGCCCCCUAGAGGAGGAGUCCCAGUUGGGUGGGAAGUGGCACCGGGACUCCCCCUCCCCCUCUUUGUCCCCAGACCCCCGCAGCAGCAGCAGCAGCAGCAGCAGCAGGUACCGCCCCCCCUCGCCUCACCCGUCUCGGACCCUGAAUCUGGCUGCCAUGUCGGUGCGGAGCCCCCACAGGACGCUGGCCUCCCCGGGGCGGGAGGGCGGCGACAGAGAACUCAGCAAGGAGAGCGACGGGGUGGAGUGCCUACGUAUGGGCACGUAACAACCAGCACAACCUGCCCCGCCCGAGAGACACGAGUGCUGGAUGUGGAGAGACGGAGGCAGGGCAGGCCUUUACCAAUAAAGUCUGUAAAAUCACUACAGUCCCUUUACACUGGAGACACCCACUUGGGAGAACUGUUUUAUCUUAUAUUUUAACCAAGAGAAUAGUUUCAGCCCCUCUUUCGGAGCCUGAUUGGCCUUUGUGUCCCGUCCUGCUUUGUUGUAGCUUCAGUUCAGUGUCCCAGACAAAGACAGCUGCAUUUUACCUGGGAAGAAGAGUGGAGCCAAGGCGGGAUACUGGAACAAGAACAAAAGGUAAAGGAAAUGUCUUCCUCCAAUAACUGUGUGUGACAUUCAGACGUGAGAAUGAGAACCCCGGUGGUCUGACAGGGUCUUGGAAAUUAUUUUGCACCGUAGUUUUAAUUUAGGAUAAGAAAUUACUGAGUCCGGUUGGAAUAAGUAUUAGUAUGAUUUCUUUGUUUGAGAAUGAUGUGAGAGAUGAAUAAUUUUACCAAAUACAGAAUGUAGAUGACAUGAUCGAUGGACCUAAACCUCAGGGUAUGAAGAGAAACAUAAAUCUAAUGUAGCACGGACGUAGUGGGCUCCCCUGACCUGACCCUCGACCCCAAACUCUCUUUCAUGUUUGAUUUACCUCCAAACCAGAGACAUCUGAGACUUUAACCUGUGUGUCUCUACAUUUAAUUAAAACCCUUUAAUAUAAAAUUUGGCAACUGAAGCAAUCAAAUAAUAUAUAUGUAAACCAGCUUGUAGCACCACAAAGAUUAAACACUGAAGAAGACUGUACCCCAGUCUCACUUGUUGAAAAUACAAAAGACACCACCUGUAUAAUUAGUUUGGGCUUUAUUUUUUUACCUGAGAUUAUUUGAAAUGGGGUCAUUGUUUUAGGGUUCUGUACAUUUGCUUGUCUUGUCUCUGUUUAUGUGCUUGAAAAGCAUUUUUUUAUCAGGGUGCCUCCAGUCCGCAGUAGCACUUUACCGUCUCUGCUCUUCAGCUCUUCUAUUCAGUCACACAAAGGGCUUCAUCCACUGUAGGCCUACUGAUCACACAGACAGAACAGUACGGGCUGUUUGACCCAAGGUACCAGAAAGCAGGGCAGGAAACUCACUUGUUGGUUGAUUCAGAAUGAAAGAAAGAAAAAACUUAGUUGGCCAACAACAAAAUUCACAACCUUCUGGUUAGUCAGAUAUUGGAAUUAUAAGACUCCUGUUUUGAUCCCGUUUAAACUAUUUUGCACUUUAGUUUCUUGAGGUUCAAGUUCAAUUUAUUUUAAACAGUAAAAUAUUUUUAAAAGUUUGUGGCACAAAUAGUAUGUGGAAAAGAGUUAUGUGCAAACUAUGUACUAUUUUCUAUUAGGAUCUUAUAAUUCCAAAUAAGUCACCAUGGUGUUGUGUCCCUGCCCUGCUGACAGGAGCUGACGUAGAGAUCAGAGGUUGCUGACAGAAAUAAAUCAGAUCAACCUAAACAGAUUGUGUUCCAUCAGGUUAUCCGUCUUAUUCGAUAGAUAGUGCUCGACUGGGAUAACUGUGUGCCAUAAGUGUUGAAAACACACAAACACCUGCCAGCCUACAAUGCUGUACAUUUUUACACUAGAGAUUUUAACCUGAUGAUUGUAUCGAAGUCACUGACUUUAUAGUGUUAGUUUUUAUGAAUGAUACGUGUUACCAGUAUUUAAAGCAUACAGUUUAUUAGAUUUUGUGCAGCUCAUGAUCAGUCUGUUCAGCCCUUUCCUAUUCAGAUAGCUGGGACGUAAGAAUGUGUUUAGUUUCAGGAGUCUUCGUUCAGUCUAGAGCAGUGUUUGUCACUGAGGUAGAAAGACCAGGAAGCAAACAAGCAUUACACAAAUAUAUGAUGCACUUCCUGGUCAGGCAGUCGUAGAAAACACCAGUCUAACAGUAUUUCAUUAACUCAGCUAGCCUUACAUGUGAUAUGGAUGUGGUUGGAGCCUAGUGUUAAAGGACCAUUAUGCUGUUUUUAACAUGCUGAGCCUCAGAGCAUUGUCUGCUUCGCCGUUCUUGAAAAGCAAAAACAAAACUGCUCCUUU